This is a messenger RNA of Punica granatum (pomegranate), 2405 nucleotides long. The record is from RefSeq and is a predicted model, not a curated record. NCBI's taxonomy places the organism in Eukaryota, Viridiplantae, Streptophyta, Magnoliopsida, Myrtales, Lythraceae.
AUCCGGCCUCCAUCAUGUCUUCUCCUUCUUCUUCUUCCUAACCGAAAGAGAGAGAGGGGGAAAAGAGACAUGGAGAACAAUUGAACAGCUGGGACGUGUUCUUUGGCAUAUACACAUUCAACUCAUUCUUCCCUUUCUCAAUUAAAUCUCAUUAACCAUCUUCCCUUUUGAGGUUCCUGCAUACUUUUUUUUUCUGUAGAAAUGUUCAUGCGACACUUCAAUUGCCCUUGAUCCGACAUGUUCUUCUUCGUAAAUAUUCCUCCAUGAUAACGGCCGCCUUAUCGAGCUUCUUGAUCUCAUUUCAUACGUCAAGAGGGCACGUGGGAGAGUUGUGAAGAUGGGGCGAGAAACUGUUUCUGACAAACCGUCAGGAUGCGGCUUAUUCCAUGCGGUUUUUGGGAAACGCACGAUCUGGCCGAGGAGGACGACCUCGAUGGUUGACCUGUCAGCACCGCCAAUGACGGCCCAGAAUGUUGUCAGGUCUCCCAGCACCCCGAAUUCAAGGCGGCGGCAAGGUGGCUCUGAUGAGGCAGCAUUCCUCAAUGGAGUCCAUAACAAAGGGUCGGAUUGUCCUCCUAAACCAAAUCCUAGAACUUCAACGGGAACUAACCAACGGAAGAAUCAGGGCGCGCACCAUCAAAAGCAAAUAGGCCCGAGCAGGGUCUCCGAUGAAGCGGCUGCCCCUACUAGGGACGUUCCAGUACCGAGCGGCCAAAGUUCUGUUGUCGGGAAAGACCGAAAGGUUCCAAAGGGAGCCAUUGGAAUAUCAGGCGAGCUCGAGAGCAUGAUCGCCGACCAUCAGAAAUCGAGAGGGAGAGCCAAUCUUGUUAGGGCUUCAUCGAGCAAUGUUAUGCUAAUCGGGAAUUUGGGCAACUUAAGGCAACAAGGAACAGGCAACAAUAAUAUUCCUAGAGGGGAGCAUAGCCCCAACGUCAAUGGCAGCAAGUACGCAAAUUAUAAUGGGAUUGGCAAUAUAGUGAAGAAACCGGCAUUGAAUAAUCACGAGCCAUCAUCAAAGCCGAAUGGAGGAGCAAAGCUUGCGGCUUCUAUGUGCCGCGCCUUGUCCACAAGAAUGGAUCCCGAGCAACUGAAGAUCAUGGGCAACGAGGACUACAAGAACGGGAGAUUCGCCGAAGCUCUGGCUUUAUAUGAUGCGGCAAUCUCAAUCGAUCCAGACAAGGCUUCGUACAGGAGUAACAAGAGCGCAGCCUUGACAGCCCUUGGCCGGCUCCUGGAGGCGGUUUUUGAGUGCAGGGAAGCCAUUCAGAUCGAACCUCGCUAUCAUAGAGCUCACAACCGUCUUGGGACCUUAUAUUUGAGAUUGGGGGAAGCAGAGAAGGCGAUCUACCACUACAAACAAGCUGGGCCCGAAGCAGAUCCAGAAGACAUUUCCAAAGCCAGAACUCUUCAGACUCAUCUCAGCAAAUGCACCGAGGCUCGAAAGCUCAGGGACUUGCACACUGUGAUCAAAGCAAGUGAACUUGCUAUCACUGCCGGCGCAGAUUCAGCUCCACAGAUGUAUGCAUUGCAAGCCGAGGCCUUGUUGAAGCUUCACAGGCACCAAGAUGCAGACGAAGCGCUCGGGAAAAGUCCAAAGUUUGAUGUCGCUGAGUGCACAAAGUUCUUCGGCCCCAUCGGGAACGCGAAUCUGCUGGUGGUACGAGCUCAGGUGGACAUGGCUAUGGGCAGAUUUGAGGAAGCUUUAGAGGCAGCACAACGAGCGGUUCGGCUUGAUCCGAACAACAAGGAAGCGAGCACGGUGGCAAAAUGGGCUCGAGCAGUGGCGGUGGCUCGGUCCAGAGGGAACGAGCUGUUCAAGGCACUGAGAUUUAGCGAGGCCUGCGUAGCCUAUGGAGAGGGGCUUGAGCAUGAUCCAUAUAAUUCGGUCCUGCUUUGCAACCGAGCGGCUUGCCGAGUCAAGCUGAGCCAGUACGAGAAGGCAGUUGAGGAUUGUACCGUGGCAUUGAAUUUGCGGCCGGCUUAUAGCAAGGCUCGAUUGAGAAGAGGCGAUUGCUAUGCUAAAUUGGAGAAAUGGGAAGCCUCGAUAAGAGAUUACGAGAUGUUGAUGAGUGAGACACCGGAAGAUGAAGAGAUACAGCAAGCACUCUCAAAGGUCCAGGCUCAGCUUCAUCAACAGCAGCAGCAGAGCAACUGGACACCGUAGAUCACCCGGUUUUUACCUCUACUAUCGCAUUCUAUCUAUCGAGAUUUAUUAGGAAGAUUUGAUUUGUUUUGAUUAAUUAGGAAGGGAUUUGGUGGUGGAUUUUUCGGUGUGUGAAGAAGUUAUAUAGCCAUAUAGACAGUCGCAAUUUUCUCUGUAUAUUAUUUCAUUGUUCUCCCCUACGUGUGAUUUUGCUGCCAACGUGUGUUCCUUUCUUGAGGAUCAAUACCAGUGUUCAGGUGAA